Molecule: messenger RNA, 432 nt
Organism: Pygoscelis adeliae (Adelie penguin)
Lineage: Eukaryota; Metazoa; Chordata; Aves; Sphenisciformes; Spheniscidae
Product: midasin-like
Exons: 2
Biological process (GO): ribosomal large subunit assembly; rRNA processing
Cellular component (GO): preribosome, large subunit precursor
Source: RefSeq, a predicted model, not a curated record
GGGCAGACAUAGCAGAGCUCAUGAUGGACUUUGUUGAAUGGCUGACUAAUCAAGAGUUUGGUCGUCAGUGUAUUCUCAGUGUGCGAGAUGUCUUGUCAUGGGUUAAUUUUAUGAAUGUCAUGGUAGAGGAUGAAGAGUCGAAUUCUGCCAAGGAAUAUAGCCUUCUCUACAUUUCUCCAAUUAUGUCUUUUAUCCAUGCUGCAUGUUUGGUAUACAUUGAUGGAAUAGGAUCAGGUACAACAUCCUGCUCUGCUGAUACGGCUUUAUUAGCUCGUGAAAAAUGCCUGACAUUCUUAUGUGAGGAAAUGAGUCAAUUCCUUGAGCUGACUGAUUAUCAGAAGAAUGAACUAAAGAUUUAUGACAGAACAAAGGAGAGAGAGUUUGUGUGGAUGGACAACUUUAUGGGAAUCCACCCCUUUUUUAUUCCAAGAG